CUCUUCUGGUUUUGUGUUGGAGUUUGUUUUUUACAGUGAUGGUACGGCUCAUUACUCUGAAAAGUUGACCUGUUCACUAUAGUGGAGCGACUUGAAAAUGAGUGGAUUUCUUAAACCAUUUGCAAACUGAUACUAGCCUCGGGAAUUACUGGAUUAAUCUAAGUCUUACUAGUGAACAUUGCAAACUUUCAGAGGUGCUCUGUGCGCACAUGCCUUAUGCUACCUGUUAUAGUACCUAGUUUAAUUUCUAAAGCCCUCUCAGAGGGGAAAAGUGUACUUAAAGCUGGUGGAGCAACUUCUCUGUAUUUGUAUUUAUGAGUAGAAAUUCUUUUCUGGAUAUUGUCAGAGCAGUGAGAGAGUUUGGCCUGCUGCUUGCCCUUUGAGAGGCAGAGGAGAAUGAGGUUGUUCCUGUCCCCUCUCCUGGACUGGCCGGUGAAAUUGCUAAUGUUGUUGUAAUGAAUGGACUGACACUAAAAAUAAUGCGGGAUUGCCUUCCUGAAUGUGGGAGUUAUGAAAUGCUACCGUGCAUGGAGUGACAAUACGAUGGAAGCUGCACUUGGCUCAGGGAGGUAGCAAACUGUUUCCUGACGGCCUCAAGAGCUGUUGGGGAAGGAGAGGAGGAGAAAUCUGGCAUCCUAGAGGGCAGAAAAUGAAGCCUGUGGCCUGCUCACCAAGGGGGUGUGCAGCUGGAUUUGCACAUAAAGAACUAAUUUGGAUAUUUUAGCCUCCUGAAGGGCUCCGACCUGAUGUGUGCUUCCCGGGGCAAAUCACCCGGCCCUCAGCUGGCAUCAUCUCGCAGCUCGGCCAUGAAGGAGCAGCAGCUUACGGUGGCCCUUCGCAUCCGUCCCAUCAACGAAGCAGAAGUGGAGGAGGGAGCUGCCCUCGUCGCCCGCAGAGUGGGCGAGCAGAGGGUGGUCCUGAUGGAUCCAACCGAAGAUCCAGAUGACAUCUUGCGAGCUAACAGAUCCCGAGAAAAAACAUUUGUAUUUGACAUGGUUUUUGAUCACAGAGCAACCCAGGAGGAAGUAUAUGUGUCCACGACCAAAAAACUGAUAGGAGGAGUCAUUUCUGGUUACAAUGCAACCAUUUUUGCAUACGGUCCAACAGGAGCAGGGAAAACCUACACAAUGCUAGGGACGGACUGUGAACCAGGGAUCUACAUCCGCACUCUUGAUGACCUCUUUAAGGCCCUUGAAGCUGCCACCGAGGAGAUGGAUUAUAGAGUCUCCAUGUCCUACCUGGAGAUCUAUAACGAAGUGAUCCGUGACCUCCUGAACCCAUCCUCGGGGUUCUUAGACCUGAGAGAGGACUCCAGAGGCAGCAUCCAGAUAGCAGGAAUUACAGAAGUCUCUACUACAAAUGCUCAGGAGAUCAUGCAGCUGUUAACAAAAGGAAACAAGCAGCGCACCCAGGAACCCACUGCCGCCAACAAGACGUCCUCCCGCUCGCACGCAGUGCUGCAGGUGACGGUGAUGCAGAAAAGCCAAAGGCAGGCAAUCGGCGAGGAAAUGAGAAUUGGAAAGCUUUUCAUGGUCGAUUUGGCAGGGUCAGAGAGAGCAGCCCAGACUCAGAACUGGGGCAAGAGGAUGAAGGAAGGAGCCCACAUCAACCGCUCGCUGCUGGCUUUGGGCAACUGCAUCAACGCUUUGAGCGAGAAGGGAGGGAGCCGGACCCAGUUUGUCAAUUUUCGAGACAGCAAACUCACGCGCCUGCUGAAGGACUCAUUAGGGGGCAACAGCAGGACUGUUAUGAUCGCACACAUCAGCCCAGCCAGCACCUCCUUUGAAGAAUCUCGAAUGACCUUGAUCUAUGCCUAUCGAGCAAAAAACAUCAAGACACAGGUAAAAUGUAACCUGCAGAACGUCUCCUACCACAUCAACCAGUACACCAGCAUCACUGCGGACCUUCGCAGGGAGAUCGAGCGUCUGAAGGAGAGGGUCAAAAACCAGGAGAAGGAGAAAAGUACAGUCAGCACCAACCUCAGGGAUCUGCAAGCAAUGUCAUCUCCCGCAGCAGAGAGGCGCCAAGGCUCUGAGGCACGCAGUGGCCAAGCAAUGAACGCCUUGCGGGUGCAGCUGAUGGGGGCUUUCAGGGAGCAAAUGGAGAUGCGUCGCAGCCUGAUGGAGCUGGAAAACACCAACAUUGAGCUGCACGUUGAUACCUGCAGGCACCUGCUAACAAUCACAGACUGGGAACGAAAGAAGGCUCAGAGUGCAUGCAAGUAUGACGAGCCAGCACAGGACGACAGAGAUGAAAACGCAGAGGAAGAAGACAGGGAAGAGGGUAUCACAGAUUCACCUGAGCCUCAUGAAGUUAUGGUAGCAAGAGAAGAGAUCAACCUGCUGCUGGCAGAACAGCGCAAGACAGCAGCCCUGAAGACGGAGCUGGAGCAGCAACUGGCAAAUGCCAAGGAAAAAGCUUCCCAGAUGGAGGAGUUUUUCCCCAGACAAAUCACCAGUGAGGAUCAGCAGGAGGUGCUCAGGCUCCUCUGUAGAGCCCAGCAGCUUGAGCUUGGCAACACAGAGUUGCAGGCAAAUACGCUGUACAAGGAGAAUCUCUUGUGCCAGAAGGAUUUUGUGAUCCAGCAACUGCAGCAGCACAUGCUACUCUGUGAAGAAAUUAUUCAGCAGCAGCAGAUGCUGAUAAAAGCCCAGAACAUUCCUGUCCCAGAGACACUGGCGAAGUUACACCACCUGCACCUCUCUGAGUUGGAGGAGAGGACGCUGAACCGCCUGCUUCUGCUACAUUCAAUGAUGUCCAGCAUGCUCAGGCCCCACAACAGCCCUUCUCUGGAUGUAAGUCAGCAUCUGGAUCCUAAUAAAGAUGAGAUCAGCACGGGUCUGCCUGGGAACGUGAAGGAUCUUCCCUGGGGGAUGAAGUUUGACAUUCCCUCCAUCACCCUUGAGUCAGACAGUGACAGUUGCAGAUCAUCUAAAACGACACCCUGUAGGAAGGAGGGGUCUCCGGAUACCCAUCUCAGCCCAACUUUCUCUGGUUUGCCAGAAAGCCCAGUUCAGCAGCAGAAACCAACAGGUGUUGCUGCAAGAAAGAUGACUUCCAGGCUGCGUUCACCCACCUCUCUAGACUUGCAUGGGAAAAAGUCAGCUGCGGACACUGCUGCUGUUCCACUGAGUCCGGAGACCUUGAAGGAAAUUUCUGCCAACACCAAAAGCAUCUCCCUUAUUGCAGUCAGUCGCCGUUCCAGAGCGCAACACAGAGACCUUGGGAGCAAAGUCUGCUCAGCCCACUCCUCUGAGGAGGAUAUGCUUGAGCUGAAGUAUCUAGAGGCCAGUUCCACCCCAGAGUGUCAGAAAAGAGACAGUGCAAGUACCAGGAGUUUGCUGUUGGAGCCUGAAGCGGGGAGUCAGCUGUGCUCCCCGGCCAGGGGAGUGCUGAAGAGCAGGACAGACCAGGAGAGGACAGUCAGAGGAAAAAGAUCUCGCUCUCUUGAACCAAACUUCCACGGGACCUCGAAAACUAAGCAUCGGACUCCCUCAAGCCCCAGUAUAGACAAAGCCUAUGAGAACCACCUGCGCCAAGCCAGACUCUUCCAUCAGUCAAAAGCUGCGAGUAGCAUAUCCAUUGCUGCAAAGAUCAAGGUUCCUAUCGGCUACCACUCAGAGGGGACUCCACUAGAGAUGCUGGCAAAAGACAAUGCUCCUGCAAGCACCAUCCAGCAAAGCAUUGCUGAUCGCGUCAGAGGACAGGUCCUACAGAAGCAAGUCAAGGGGCCUGCAGAUGGUGCCAGCAGUCGGCAAAAGCAUCAGUCAGUCGCCCGCUUGGUCAACCACCCAAAGACUAAAUAGAAGUCACCGGGGGAGCAGGACUUUCUUUGGCCCCAAGGGAUUGCAAUUUCAAGACUGCUGGAAGUCGGGGAAGCGGAUGCAGGGGGAGUGUGCCUUAAAAGCUUCAGUGUUGCAGUGCUGAA
Messenger RNA from Grus americana (Whooping crane), 3928 nucleotides. Its product is annotated as kinesin-like protein KIF19. Gene Ontology annotation, molecular function: ATP binding; microtubule binding; microtubule motor activity. Gene Ontology annotation, biological process: microtubule-based movement. The transcript has 23 exons. The record is from RefSeq and is a predicted model, not a curated record. NCBI's taxonomy places the organism in Eukaryota, Metazoa, Chordata, Aves, Gruiformes, Gruidae. The coding region runs from base 747 to 3806 and encodes 1019 amino acids.